This is a messenger RNA of Cherax quadricarinatus, 1205 nucleotides long. NCBI's taxonomy places the organism in Eukaryota, Metazoa, Arthropoda, Malacostraca, Decapoda, Parastacidae. The record is from RefSeq and is a predicted model, not a curated record.
ACUCUUCACUGGGCAACUCCUAAUACAAAAGAUAGAAUGCUGGAGGCUGGUGCCUCCCAAGUACCUCAACCCAAAGCAGGAACUAGACGCAGCUCUGAGCAAGGUUUGCUGUAUAGCAGGAGACAAGAAUCUGUCACAGUUUCCAGACCCACUGAAGGAUGGGAACGAGAUUCUUCGGAUGUUAUGAAAAAGUUCAGGAAUUAUGAAAUUUAAGAAAUUUAAAUUACGUAUUAUACUUGCAAACCCUAGAAAGAGCCUCGAUGAAAGUCAUAAAAGUCUAAGAUUUCUUGAAAACUCGUGGCUAUUUGGUCAAAAGAAUUGUUUUGCCACGAGUGUUAUAUAAUAAAUAUUUUUAAGAGAGGAAUAUGUGAUGUGAUUUUAGGUUUAUAAUUUGUUUAUGUACAGUGGUAAAGCCCAAUAAUUAUACGCAGUAAUUGGCAAAGCUAAGUUUUAAGUGAUGCAAGUAAUGGAAGCUAAAUUAAUUACACUUGAUAUUUGCAAUAACUGGAGAGAACGUUAAAACAUUAUCGAAUAUCAAUAAAAUCAAACCAGUUAGACCGGGGAAAAUAUAUAUUUUUGAGAGGAGGUGCAACAGAGCUUAGUUACCAAUUUAAAAUUAUAUUGCUCCCCUCAAAAAAAUGUCUAACAAAUGAAAAAUUGCCAGUAUUGUGAUAAAUGCAAACAAAAGGGUGAUAAGGAUUAAGGUAAUUUACACCAGGAAUAACACGGUGAAUGACUCAUUUUUAACACCCCGUAAACACAUGUGUGAAUUUAGUAACGCCAAAGAUCGAAGUGUGUACCCUUUUUUUUUCUAACCGGAAUAUACUUUAAUUCUCUUAACCCAACCUUCCCUUCCCUGCCACUCAGUUUCACUCCCACUCAUAUAGCGUAGUAAAUAAGUGAGUAUAUUGUACAUUUUAUAAAAUCAUUGCGAGGACAUUUUAAUGAUUGGAGGCAUUCUGUAUUUACCGAGUUAGUCCUUCCAGACAUUUUCUAGGAAGGAUGCUGUCAACUAAUCCAUUUGGAAAUUCAUUUGCAACAAAUUCAGGUAGUGAACUAAAAAAAAACUAUAUGCUUACUAAUUUUAUAAACAGGUCAAUCAAAGUAGACUUUCUAUUACAGGUAAAUUUCUAAACUUGUACAUUAUUUUUGUGAGUCACUUAACUAUAAAUGUACAUUUCAUAUAUUACAUAACGUGGCAUGUA